Messenger RNA from Verticillium alfalfae VaMs.102, 1464 nucleotides. RefSeq names its product DNA damage tolerance protein rad31. NCBI's taxonomy places the organism in Eukaryota, Fungi, Ascomycota, Sordariomycetes, Glomerellales, Plectosphaerellaceae. Gene Ontology annotation, cellular component: SUMO activating enzyme complex; cytoplasm. The record is from RefSeq and is a predicted model, not a curated record. Gene Ontology annotation, biological process: protein sumoylation. The transcript is spliced from 2 exons. Gene Ontology annotation, molecular function: SUMO activating enzyme activity. The coding region runs from base 1 to 1464 and encodes 487 amino acids.
AUGAACCCUUCAGCAGACAUGAACAACAACCCUCCGCAGGAUCUCCCUGUCGACCUGAGCCAGAACUUUCAUGCCGCCGCGAUGGAUCAGGUCCUUCCCGAGGCUCUCCAGGAAGUCGCACCAGGCGCCAUACCUGAGAUUCUUCCCGGCAUGCUGCCCACUGGCGAAAUGUUCAUGCCUCAACUGGUACAGACACAACAACACUUUGGCCCGAGCCAACACCUAUUUCAAGCGAACGGCGUCAUCCCCCCGAUGCCGCACAACGCCAUCAGCGCUGAUGAAAUCGCCCUCUACGACCGCCAGAUUCGCCUUUGGGGUAUGAAGGCCCAGGAGAAGAUUCGCGGCGCCAACAUCCUACUCAUCACCAUGAAGGCCCUCGCAAACGAAGUGGCCAAGAACCUCGUCCUCGCAGGCAUCGGCUCCCUGACCAUCUGUGACGGUGACGUUGUCACCGAGGCCGAUCUCGGCUCCCAGUUCUUCCUUGCCGCCGACCACUCGCUCGUCGGCCAGAAUCGCGCCCAAGCCGCCGCUCCCGCCGUGCAGAAGAUGAACCCCCGCGUCGUUGUUCACGCCGACGCCGAACGUGUUCAGACCAAGGGGUCGAGCUACUUUUCAGCCUUUGACAUUGUCAUCGCCACGGACCUCGACUCCUUCACCCUGAACAUUGUCAACACAGCGACUCGCCUGCACAACAAGGCAUUCUACGCUGCCGGCUGCCACGGCCUCUACGGUUUCAUCUUUGCCGACCUCAUCGAGCACGAUUACGUCAUCCAAAGAGAACUCAGUAACGUCGCCACCAAGCUCGGGUCCGAGACUCGCACCCGCAGCGUUGUCGAUGUCCAGACGAAGAAGGAAGGCGGAAAGACCAUCGAGUCCGUCACCAAGCGCGAGCUCUACUCAACGUGGUACCUCGCCAGCGACGUCGUCGCAUCUCUGCCCCGCGAGUACACCCAGACGCCCCGCCGCAAGCGCGCCGUCACCCCCGCCCUCUCCUGUCUCCGCGCUCUCUGGGAGUUCCAAACGCUGAGCGGCGGGCGCCUGCCAGGGCACACGAAGGAGGACCUCGGCCUCUUCACCAAGCUGGCGACGGCGCAGCACGCGCAGCUGGGCCUCCUCUCCGAGACGCUCCGUUCCGAGACGCUGCGCAGCUUCCUUCAGAGCCUGGGCGGUGAGAUGGCGCCCGUCGCGGCCAUCCUCGGCGGCCAGCUCGCGCAGGAUGUCAUCAACGUCCUCGGCCAGACGCAGCAGCCCAUCCAGAACACGGUCGUGUUUGACGGAAACACCAUGGAGGCAAAUGUCUACCCGCUUCACCCCCCGGGCGCCCUGGGCCGCGGCCUCCUGUCUGAGAGCAUGCCCGCCGCCCUGCCCAACGGUGGCGUGGCGCUCGGGGACCCGGGCAUGAUGAUGCCCAUGUCGAUGGAUGGGAUGGACUUUGUCGGCGCGGCGCCCGUGGUGACACAGUAG